Molecule: messenger RNA, 1796 nt
Organism: Tribolium madens (black flour beetle)
Lineage: Eukaryota; Metazoa; Arthropoda; Insecta; Coleoptera; Tenebrionidae
Product: nischarin
Exons: 5
Coding region: 333-1703 (456 amino acids)
Cellular component (GO): cytoplasm
Molecular function (GO): protein kinase binding; phosphatidylinositol binding
Source: RefSeq, a predicted model, not a curated record
UGAAGUUAUCUACAAAAAAAUCCAAAUCAUACAAUAAUUGUUCCUAAUAAUUCAUUAAUAAAAAUAUCUUGAAACGUUUUUCAUGACCUAGCGUAAUUUUUUAUUAUUGUGUACAGUAACAAGAUAUUUGUUUAUAAAAUACCAUCACGUAUUAAACAUUAAACAACCUCGGUGAAAUUAUUAAACAUAGGUAUUAAAUGACAUAUGACAGCUGAUGUCACUUUUGACAGAGGGAGUAUUUAACCUUCUUCUUGUGUUUAAACUGUUAAAGUUUUCAAGUUAAAAAAUAGUGAUGUAGGUGUGUUGAUCCAUUGUGAUAAACUUCUGGAAUUAUGGCUUGUUUUUGGUUCAGCCAAAAUGAUACUAAGAUUGAAAUACCAAACACGGAGGAAAUUAAUAAUAUUACUUAUUACAAAAUUGUCGUCACUGUGGGAGAGAUUAAAUGGUACGUCCUUCAUCGUUACAGCGAAUUCUUUGAUUUACAUAAUCAGCUGGUUACUGAUCAUGGAGUCUCUAAAGAUAUUCUACCUUCAAAAAAAGUUAUUAGGAAUAAAUGCCCCAUUUUCAUUGAAAAUCGUAGAAAAGGACUUGAGGAGUAUUGUCAGAAAAUUUUGAGCUACUUGAAGAGGACGAUGCCUAGGAUAUUUAUAGAAUUUUUUAAUUUCCACAUUUAUGAUAUAUUUUUUCUACUGCAAAAUUUGGCCUUGAGAUUUUUUCUGGAAGGAGAUAUUUUAUUAUCUUCAAGUAAAAGUUAUACACUUACUCCGUUGGAACUGCAUGCAGUGAGUGAAUGUUUGAAAAAACCAUUUCCACCCAUUGAAAACGUUGACAGUAGAUAUGAUUUUACACAUGUUUUGGAUCUGUAUUCACAGUUAAAAGCAUUAACAAUUAAUGGAAGUGGAACUGCGUAUCUUAAUAGUAAUAUUAUUCCAAACCAACUGCCAUUUGAAUUGGCUUCAUUUAAGGAAUUGACGUCAUUAGUUUUGGUCAAAGUGUCUUUGGAUAAAAUAACGUCUCUAGGUAAUUUAAGGAGUACAUUACAAAAGCUCUAUGUUCACAAUACAAGUAUGAGUAGUAUUAGUCAAAUUUUACAAUGUGAUGUUUUACACAAGUGCACUCUAGAUACAAACCAAAUUUGGACCAAUGUAACAAUAGUAAACUUGACAAAUAAUAAUUUAAUAGAAAUAGAUAAAACGAUAAGUUUGGUGCCUAAUUUAAAAACCUUAAUUUUAGAUUCAAAUAAAAUUUCAUGUAUAUCAGGCCUAUCAGAAUUGUCAAAUUUAUCACAUUUAAGUUUAUCAAAUAAUCUAAUUUCAAUAUGUAAUCAAUUACAUACAAAAAUUGGAAACAUACUAACUUUAAAUUUAUCCCAAAACAGUAUUUCUUCUUUAAAGGGUUUUAGAAAACUAUAUUCUUUGGUAACUUUAGAUCUAAGUUGUAAUAAAAUUGAUGAUAUUGAUGAGAUUACCUAUUUAGGCGAUUUACCAUGUUUAGAAAAUUUAAUUUUGACAGGUAACUGUGUAGCUACUACAAUUGAUUAUAGGAUUAAAGUUCUAGAACACUUUAAAGACAGAGCUAAAGAUAUUUGUUUAGAUAAUGAAAAACCUACUCAAAGCGAAUUAGACAAAGUUUCCGUUUUGCGUGCUUUAAGAAUUGUCAAGGAAGGAAAGGCUCCAGAUUUAACAAAUAAUGCCUACAUUUAACCAAAAUUUGUUUUUGGCAAUUAGCGGAAAGUAGAUACUCUGUAAUGUUUUAUAUUUUUUAUGUCCACAAUAAAUAGAGUAAUGAUCAUGUGU